Messenger RNA from Neodiprion virginianus, 14359 nucleotides. RefSeq lists its product as uncharacterized. Gene Ontology annotation, cellular component: membrane; cytosol. Gene Ontology annotation, molecular function: SH3 domain binding; RNA binding. Lineage: Eukaryota; Metazoa; Arthropoda; Insecta; Hymenoptera; Diprionidae. The record is from RefSeq and is a predicted model, not a curated record. The transcript has 9 exons. The coding region runs from base 324 to 12671 and encodes 4115 amino acids.
CGUCGUGGUUGAUUUCGCGGUUGGUGUCUGCUCGUGCACCCCGGACACGAAUCCACAGGCUCACACAGCUGCGGUCCUGCGUGUAAAUAAAGCGAAAAGUCCAGGGAUAACGAGACGGGAAUCGCUUCACCGUCUGCGACAGCUGUGGCCGACGCUGACUUGCCUCGAGGACAACGGGGCCUCGGACGAGCGAGUUUAUCACUAUUGAAACACACCCCCAUUGGCCCUGAUUACGCUGGACGAAGACGACCGUCUGCAGAGCUGCCUACGCUUAAGCAAUCAGGAUGUGAUUCCACGACAGUCGCUGCAGAACGGCGAUCACAAUGAGCGGUGGGGGGUUUAGAGGAAGGGGACCGGCACUGCGUGGUCGUCGAGGAAUGGCUGGCGGCGUUGGCGGGCUGCAUAAUCCGCGGCCAAACUUCAACCAGCAAAGGAGAGACGGUCAUGGUCCUAUGAGAAAUUACUGGAACGAUCGUUCACUUCCUCCGUGGCGACAGAUGAAUGGCAUGCCACCGCCUCAACGGCCGCAGUUUCCCAUCUAUGAAUCUCACCAUUAUAGAGGGCAGCCACAGUUUUGUCCAGGUCCCGGCCACAGAGGUAGGGGCAACAAUCAGCGGAUGCUAGGAGACAGAGGCAUGAGGCGGGGGAUGCCGCCACAUCCUCCUGGCUUUAGCGGCAUGGGAAUGAUUAGGUCACGACCACCGGAGCCAACGCGUUUUCCCCCAUUGGGUUCAGAGGAAGAACGACAGCAGAAGAUUGCGGAAACAGCGGAUAAACUAAAGCAGAAACUUUCCACGCUCACUGUCAGUAGUAGCACUGGGGUUAACUUUUGGGAAGAUGAUUUUGAGUCUGCAGGAUUCUCCAAAACUAACGAGGAAGAUGACACUAUCCUUAAUAAGGGCAUACCGGAGCUCAGGCACGAACCUCCAGAGCUGAAUCUAACUGUCAAAGACCUCAAAGAUAUUGGUAGGGUAGAUCCGGACUCUUCCAUAAACUCCUAUGAGCACGCGGAACGCUCAGCUUACCGGGAGGAAGAUGGACUUACGAUUGGUGACCAUGGGAGAGAGCCUGAGCCCUUUGACAAUAAUACAAGUUCGCAGUAUUUUGUCAAUGACAAAUCCACCACUCGAUAUUGCGGGGAUAUUGGGACUGAAGGACCAACAGAUGUGCGGAAAGAAAGCACAAUUCAAAAUGAGCAGAUGGGCUGCGGAUUUGACCAGGUUGAUUUUGCGCACUUGGAUCAUAGUCAGAGUCGGGGUCGAGAUACCUCGUCGCCGAAAGCGAUGGAGGACACAACGCGGUUCCAGAAUGAAAAAGAUUCGGAGCAGCAACAGAAGGCGUCACAAAUUCAUCACGAACCACAUUCGGUCGUCAAGGAGCAACCGGAUCAGCUGAAAAAGGUGCGAGAAAAGUUGCGCGAAGUAAUAGAGAACGAGCAAAGAGGAGAAGGAGGAAGAGGAAGAAGAUUUGAAUCAGAGAGAAAUAUCGGGCAGCAAACAGACACUAGGAUGGGUUUUCAGCUGGACAUAGGGCCGCGUCUCCAGUCCGAAAUUAGUUCGGAUUUUCAUCCAGGAUCGCGUCCAACUUUGCAGCGUUUUCAGAGCCCGCCUCGUUUCCGGCCACCGUUCCGUCCUGAGCACGAGACGCAGUCGAAUUUCAGGCCUGCAGUUCAGCCGACACGGUUUGAUCAACCCAACUUCAGCAUGGGGCCGAGAUUCCAGAGGCCGCAAAUGAUGCACUCGGAAUUCAGCAACAGGCCUGCACCCAGGAUGGGAUCUGGGGAUCGCGAUAUCCGAAUGGGCUUUGAUCCAUCCGGUCCACCGCCUGGGUUUAAUGCCGGCCCCUUCUUCAACCGGAGCGAGCUGCCGCCGAAGUUCAUGAUUCCUGGUGGACAAAACAGUCAACAACCGCCUUUGGGAUUUUUCCCCGCAGGCCCGAUAUCCGGAUUCGUCGGUCAGGACAAGGAGCCUCCCUUCGGUUCAGGCAUUGUAUCUUCGCCGCCGGUUUCUGAUUUUUCGCAAAUCGGUUACACCCAAAUCUCGCAUAUACACAUGACGCAGGGUCCAGGUUACAUCCCCGUCGUCAAUGGAAGCUUCAACCCUGUCAUUCCGCUUACCAACACCGCCUCGGGCAUAAUUCCGCAGUUUCCAGUGUCUGCCGUGCCUUCUACCUCAGCUUCCAAUUCUCCGGACGAACCUCGAGUCGUAAUUAACCCAAUGCCGAUAGCUAUCGAGGCCCUUGAUAUUCAGCCUCCACCUCCACCUCCGUCUCCACCCAAAGAGAAACGCGAAACGUGUCAGCUGACUGAGGAAAAAUUACUUAAACCAGCGGAAGAUCAGCAGAUUAGGCAGAACCCGACAUCCAACAUGAACGAAGAACUCGAGGACAUGCAGGAGGCACUUGAAUUUGCUAAACAAUUCAUGAAUAUGAACACUGAUGUGGAGGAGAAGGAAGAAAGAAACGAGGAGGGCGAAAAGACACAAAAGACGCAAGAAGACAGUGGAAAAUCUGAUGGGCCAAUGCUGGUUGAACUGCCACCAACCAUUUCUCAGGUGCAACCGCCUCCUCCGCGUGAACCUGUCACUAGCGAGAAGCAAGAAAGCAAGGAGUCGAAGACAAAGAAUAUUGAGACGUCCAGCAAACAAGUCAGGCAGGAAAUCGUAUUGAAUAAAUAUGCCGGUAAUGAGAGUUUAGUCUUAGACAACAAGUCGCUCAUAAACGAACUGCCCAGACCAAAAGUCGCGUUCAAUGUCAAUUCGACAAUAAAGAAAAUAACGCAAAUCGAAGAGUGGAAAACUCAGCAGGUUGAACCGAUUGUUCAAUCAAGUUCUAGUCAAAGUCGUCGAUUGAAGUUGUCUGAAUCUUCGACUUCUCCUCUUGCUGUUAGAGACGAAUCAAAGGGCACCAAAAAAGAGUGUGUACUCAUCCUCAAUCCUGUAGACGACAGACGAGAUGUCAAAGAUAGGGAACAGCGUGAUAACCAGAAAAAUAAAAGACGACAUAGAGAAGAGGGGAGACGUGGCGAGAGGAAAAGUUCUUCGAGGAAUUCUUCGAGGAAUUCUUCAACGUCGCCGAGCACGGUUUCGGCUGAUGGUUUCAGAGACAGUUCGCCUAGUCAGCUGGUUCUUACGAAGUCGGCCCACCAGAGCAGCCCCAAAGAAACAGCGAACGACCGAGUUGAUGCGGCCAGUCUAAAGAUACGCGCGUCAACCUCAAAGACUUCAGGGAAUUCGCUGCUGGCUUCAACAGUCGACGCUAACUGGAAAGACAAGGUGAUAAAUCAGUUUUUGAAGAUGAGCAAAAAUGACAUAUGCAACAUGGUGAACAGUUCUGGCCUGAGGAAAUUCGACAUCGCGAUGAAGCGGCUGGUCAAAGAGCGCAAGUACUCCUUGUCUCAGGAGAGGAGAUCCUCAGCCGACGACGCGGUCAAGGGGUACGACAUGUCACGUGAAGAGUUCAUGAGCCAACUGAGCGCAAUGCUUGACCCGAGCGCCACUGUUGACGUGAAGAAUUUACCUGCCAAGUUCAUUCAGCAUCUCAGUGAGGUGCUGAAACUGGACGUUGAGUCGCAUCUGAACGAUGGGGCUGAAUUGACUGUGGAAAACGACAACCCGCUAGAUGGCUUGGAUUCGGCUGAGGUAAACAGAGAAAAUGAAAACGAGGGUAAUAAUUUGCUUGACAAUCACCCAGAGACGCCGAGCUUCGAACAAUUUCUUGGCUCUGAUGUUAAUCCAGGGCCGGAUUAUUCUACCGACGAUACUUUCGCCCUUAGUACUAAAUCUGAGCUAUGUUCAAACCCAGAGACGCAUGUUACUACUGACAUUGGUCAUAUGCUUACCGACUCUCACGACAGUGGUAGCAAUCCGGCCAACGAUGAUAGUUUACCAAAUAUGGCAGCUAUAGACGAUAUAUUCUCCGCAGGAAUCGCCAGGGCAAAGCUGGGCCAAAAAUCUGCCAAUCGCAUCACGGAGGAAAAUAGCUUGGAUAAAGCUGACAUGGAUUUUUCAUCCAAAGGUGGAUUUCUCAGAGCAAGGAACUUAAGGACGAUGCAAGCAUCACCUCCACACGUUCUCAUCAACGAUAUAUUUACUCUAAAACCGGACGACAGUUUGCCAGUAUCAUUACAAGAUACAUUUCAGACAAGCAUUGAGUCUGGCGCUGAGGGGUGGAACAGAAAAAAACGACAGAACCCUGACACGUUCAGGAAUUUGACUAAGGAAGAGUGGGAGGCAAGAUGCGCAGAGAAGGAUAUUGCAUCUUCGAGCAAAACAAGUUCUCCAAGGGGCACGGGAAGCCCUAGAGCACUGAGUUUGAAGUCUAACAGAUCUACGAGAAAUCAGUCGCCCCCAACGCCGGUGAGAGAAACAAGUACUCGCAGCUCAAGCGCCACUCAAGGCAGGCAGACAGAUAGCAAUGACUCAGAGGAUAGUAGCAGCGGUUGGAGCAGCGAUUCAAGUGACAGCGAACACUCGUUGCAUGGCACGCCAAACGUGUCGAAAUUGCUGCGUGUGAUAAAGGAACGCGAGAAACGAGCCAAGAACAGAAGCCUGAACGAAACAAUUAGGGACGAAGUUAAUUCCGAAAUAGAACGUGAGAAAUACAAGGAUAGGGAACGACAGAGGGAGCGGAGGAUGAGAAAACGCGAGAAAAGUAAGAGGAAGAGAGAGCGCAAAGGGAAAAAGAAGAAGCGGAAGCACAAGAAACGGGACAUUGAAAAGCAUGAGCAAACAGAAGAGGAAUUGAUCGUUCCCAAGGUCGAGGUGAGCUCUAUGGAUGUGAUAAUUAAGGAAGAACCUGAGUUUGAAGAGCAAGAAACGGUAAGCAAAAAAUUCAAUAGUACUGAAAAAGAUCAUCCUGUUAUGAACAAAUUGAGCAGGUCCGCUCCUGAGGAACAAACACAUGUGCAGCAUCAGAAUGCAAUCCCUAAACGGUUGGACAGUGGUUUAAGUAGUCAAAAAGCACCCAGCCGUCAGAAAUCCGUGACCUGUCCAAUGACACAAAAAUCGACUGGUGAAGUUAAGGCUAACAAAGCACCACCACCUUCUGUUCCCAAUGUGAAUGUAACGCCAUCACCUGAUGUCGACACUGUAAAAAAGGCCCUGACACCAGCCGUUAACGUUGUGAAACUAACACGAGCACCUGCUAUUGACUCUGUAAAAAAAGCACCAUUACCUACAGUGAAAUUGACACCGUUACCUGCUGUUGACACUGUAAAAAAAGCACUGCUGCCAGCCAAUAAUGCUGUGAAAAUAUCACCAUCACCUGCUCUUGUGACUGUAAAAAAAGCACCGCCAACAGCUGUCAACAUUGUAAAACUGGCACGUUCAUCAGCGGUUGAUACUGUAAAAAAAGCGCCACUGUCAGCCAUUAACGCUGCGAAAGUAACACCAGUACCUGCUGUUGCCACUAUAAAAGAAGCAUCGCCGUCAUCUGUUGGCAUUGCUAAAGAAGCGGCACUGCCAGUCGUCGACGUUACACAUAAGGCACCGGUGUGUGUUGCUGACAACGGAAAAGAAGCCCCCAAGGUUUUAUCGACAUUGGAAAAGUUGAGGAAAAAUACUGAGAGCGGAAGCUGGCCGUCUCUUCCGGAAAUUCCUCUGGUAAACGUGCGACUAGUAGACAUUAAACACACUGUGAAUCAGCUGAAAAAAUCUGGAGCUAAGAAGAUUAACAUACAGGCCUACAAAGCUCGAAAGUUGCAAGGUGACACCGAGAAACAGGAGAAAGCUAACGAAGUUGAAACGUGUCCUGCACCACCGGCUGAUGAUUCACCCAGUUGCCCAAAGUCAAGCGGUGAGCUGGUGUGUGAUGUGAAAACCAACGAGAAGGUUGAUGGUCUGAAAGGUCCGAAAAUCAAAACUCAGGAUGAUGGGACAGAAAAAAAUUCUACCAACAUCGUUAAGUCCGAAUUGACGGAGUCUCAGGCUGCACAUGCUCAGGGUCCGUUACGGCGGCGUAUUUUACGGAGAGGGAUUUGUUGCGCAGAAAAAUUAGGGGCGGAAAAAAUGGCAACGGAGAAAACAAAGCAGAAGAAAAAGGCAGAGGCUACAGAACAGAAAAAAAAUCAGAAAACAAUGGAAGAACAAGAAGUCAAUGAUGAGAAUGAGAAGGAAAUUGACAGGAAAGACUCAAAGAACGACUCAAGGGACAGAGAGGCAUCUUUGUCAAAUGAGGAGAGGUGUAAAAAGAUGAAAGAAUCCGAAGAUAAGUUGCGAAGUCACUUGGUUCAAGAAAAGAGGUGUGACUCUCCCAAACCGCAGGAUAAGUUUCCAUCGAGAUCAGCACAGCAAAAGAAUAAUUUUAUCAUUGAAUCAAGUAACGCCGAAUUGGAUAAACUCAGCACCAAAAAGAUUAAUGAAAAAAGUGAUGUACAAUUCUCGAAGGAUCAGAAAGACCUCUCAGAAACUAAACAAGUUGGCAAAAGGUUGGUAAGAAGGCGGUCCAGGGCUAGUAGCGAACAACGUAACCCGGUGAUUAUUUUGGAAAAGAUAACAACUGAGCAAAAAAAAGAGAACAUUGAACUCCUUAAAAUGGCAGAAGCUCCAGCAAAGCAUGCUGAAGUACCUGCGGUAAGUGAAACGGGUGAAAAAUUGCAAGUGCCAGGAGUGGCAACAGGUGAAAGUGGAAGUUUGUCUUCCGAUAAACAAUUAACAAGAAUCGAGUCUAGAGCUAGUAGCGAACAACUUAGCCCAGUAAUUAUUUUGGAUAACAUAGCUACUGAGCAAAAGGAGAACAUUGAACACCUUGAAAUGACAAAGAAUCUGGCAAAGGAUGCUGGAACACCUACCGUAAGUGAAACGGGUGAAAAAUUGCUACUACCAGAAGUGGUAGCAGGCAAAAGGGAAAAUCCGACACCCGACAAACAAUUAGAAAGGGUCGAGCCUAGAGUUAGCAGUGAACAACAUAGCUCAAUGUUCAUUUUGGACAAGAUGACAACAGAGCAAAAUGAAGCGGAGAAUAUUAAACACCUCGAAAUCAUAGAGAAUGUCGAAGCACCUGUCGUGACUGAAGUGACCGAAGGCUCAGCGGCGCAUCAAGUGAUAGCACCUGAGAUUGCGGAACCAAUUCCUGAAGAACAAUUCGCAAGGAUCGAGCCUAGAGCUGAAAACGAACGACACAGUCCAGUUCUUAUUUUGGAUAAAAUAGUGACUGAGCAAGAACAGGAGGAGAAUAUUAAACACAUCGAAACCACAGAGAAUCUGGAAAAGAAAGCUGAAACACCUGCUGUACACGAAGAGGCUGAAAUAUUGGAAGUGCCAAAAGUGGUAGUAGAUGGGGGUGCAAAACUGAUUCCAGAAAACAUUGAAACAGUGAUGAGUGUCACCGACCCAUUGCCUCAGAUAGAAGCGGAAGCUGAUGAGGCUGUAGUUUGUGAAGAACAAGUGCUGACGGAAGUGGAAACUCGGAGUGUAGACGAUUCGAAGAACGAUUUACAGACCGAGAAUCUGCGAGAAAGCAUUGAGAAAGAUUUGAGCAUUACGGAAGAUCCUGUGAUUCAGAAUGUGGCAACAAGUACCGCUGCAGUUGAACGAGAGAUGAGAAUAUCGACCGAAUCGAAUGUGACAAAUGAAGCAGAACAUGUUAUAGACGCAACAGAUAAUGUGAUAGACUUGCCUGAGACACAGGAAGAACUUCUGAGGCACGAAGCUGAGAAAAUAAUGCUGGUAUCGAACCAGCUUGAUGGCGACGAGCUUGAUCCCACCGAAUCGCGCGACAGCGACGUGAGAACGGUAGUUAAUGAUCUAAUACAGGAAGUAGUUUCUCGUCUGGAAAUAUUGAGUGACGAGACUGAAACUGAGACAAUAAUUGCAACCUCCUCAAUGGUGGAAAUUGCGGCUGAACUGUCAGAACUAUCAGAGUAUGGUGCACUGGAUUUGAAAUCUCCGGAACCACCUGAGAGCCCACUGAAGGGUUUCUCGGAGGAUUCGAUAAACAGCAGCUUACUGGGAAAACGCAAACUGGUUCAAUCGGUGCUGGAAAUAACGGAAGAUUUUAUAUCGAGCAAGCGGUGCAAAGACAUCGAUGAAAUCAUGUUGUCAAUGAUCAGAGAGAGUGGAAGCUGCACAGAGGUGAUUGUCUCUCCAGAUUCUGGGGAGCUCGGCGAUUCCGCGUUGAAGAUUAACGAAGGUGUUGAAUUGGGAUCGACUAUAGAGGAGGAAAAUCAGCAUAUGUCCGAUGCAGCAAUUACUAACGGCAAUGGUGAAAUCUGUCAGGGACCUGGGACGCCUUCCGGUGACACUCUUUCACUUGGCAGUUCGAUAGACCUUGACAAUAGCGAAUUCAUUGUACUGUCAGAGAUAUUGUCAGAUGAUAACUUUCCUCGUGAGGAAAAUGAGUUUGACGAAACUGAACCAGAAGGUCAAAAGCAGGGUGGAAAAAUAAAUUGCUCAGAAGACGCGUCCGGGAAAGUAGUAAAAGAGCACGUAGAAGCGCAGGAAAAUACAGAGGUUCUUAGGAAAUCUCUCAAGGAGAAGGAAGAACUAGAAGCGAUCCUCUGGGACCUGACGGAAUCUUCGCAUCCUGCCAUUGUCAAAGAUCUUAGUCCAUCAAUAGAAUUAGAAAUAACUUCAUCGCGUGAAAUUUGCGAUACGCAACAGCCAGCUGACAAGUGCAAUCAAACACGGUUCGCAAAGCAAAUUUUCGAAUCGAAUGAGCCUGUAGAAGAUCUUGUGAAGGAUAAAGACGCGGGCGAAGUUUUAAACUGCGAUUCGCAUUCAAAAAUAAUUCAGAACACAGAGAAUGACAAAUGCAUUAGAGGUAACGACUCCGCCACUCCUGAGGUUAGUGAUGAUAAAAUUACCAAAACGGACAAGAACGUUUUGUCCAGUGAAAACACCAGCAGCAGUAAGCACUUACACGGUGUUAAACGCAGGCACGGAAUGAAGCAUAAAAAGCAAAAGAAACUGGCAGUUAUUGGAGAAAAGAAGAUAAGAGAUAUGCUGAAGGAGGAGGAAUUGGUAACCAUUGUUAAAAAAGUACAAACGAAAGAAAGUGUCAUGGCAAGAAUGGUGGAGAUAGAUUUGGAGGUACAUAAAUUAAUGUCAGAAAAAAUGAAGUUGUAUGAAAUGCUAAAAAGUGGCGAUCUGCCGGUUGAGCAGAGUUCAGCUAGCACGAAAGGAUUCGCCGAGCCUCUGUUAGACAACACGAGCACUUCUCAUCGAAAAUCCAACACUCAUACAGGGAGGAAAGAGUGCAGUCGAACUCCUGACAGGCAGGAGUCUACUUCCAAAGCGAGAACAGAAUCUCCGCAACCACGGUCCGAGACUUGUACAGGAAAAAGGGAGUGCAGCAGAAACUCCAGAGAGUGUGAAUCAAGUUCCAAGACAAGAUCAGUGUCACCACACGCUAAAUCUGCCAAGAGUGUUAGCUCUGCUGCAAAGGAUGAUACUAGUCAUCGCGACGAUAGCGAAACAAUCACGGUGUUCAAAAAGAAGAAAAAGAAGAAGAAGCGAAAUCAAGAGAAGCGCGAAAGGUUGACUAGGCAUAGUGGUAUCACUGCCGAUAAUGAGUGUAAAUCGUCUCGAGUUAGAAAAGAGUUGCCUGACAAGCAGGUUGAUUCAAAAACCUUGAUCACGAAGGGAAAAGGCGACAAGAAGAGCAAUUCCAGUCAUAGCAGUAAACACAAUGAGGUAAAAAACUUGAACUUGAGUUUGCGGUCCGAAGAACGUGAGAGUAAAAGUGUAGAGUUUACUAAAACUACGGAGAAAAAUCCUGUGGCAGAAGUCCAAUCUGCAGCUGGACAAAGGAGCAGAAGAUCUCAGCACAACAGGGAAUCAAGGCGAAAGGCAGACAGAGCUGCUGGCCUUAAAGAUGAUCAGUCCAAGAAAAAAGAGCAGCUGCAGGAGGCAACUCAUGAAACUAAAUUGCGGAGCAGAACUAUCUGCGAAUCUCUAAACAGUGCUGCUGAAAAACAGGAUAGUAGUCAGGUUUCCGAAGCGAUGGUAAGCAAGGGGAGCAGAAAGAGUUUCAGUGUACCGCCGCCGGCCAAAAAGCCUGAGAAACGGGAAAAAACUGUGACGAGAGUUCGUCGAAGAGUUAUUUUUACCAAGGGUAGAAAGGGUCGAUUAAAAAGAGCUCCUAAACCGCGGGAGUACAGCCCCAACGUUUUGUCGGCAUCCGAGGAUGAGAUACCCCUAAAUUUACUCUACGUUAAAAUAUCCCCGAAGAAGCACAGAAAUUCUUCCAACAUAGUUCGUAGUACAAGCACAAAAUUGCCAGACACUAAAUCUAAUCCAGUUAUCGACCAUCUUCAGGAGGCGAUAGACGCAGUGGCCGAAGGCAAGAUCGAUGAAUACCAACAGUCGGGUAAAAGCAACGUUGUUGAAGUUCCCAAGACCACUGCAACAAAAGUCGAUGUUCCGAAGGUCAUUCAUCAAGUUCUACCUGAUGCGAGUAUUCAAUGUGAGGUUCAUCCAUUGGCAGCGGAUCGGCCGAGUUGUGACGAGACCUCAGUACAAAACAACUGUGAGGAAGAACCAAGAAAGCUUCAGAGUCUGAAUGAAAUUGAAACAGCUAUCGGAGCGAUUGCGAGAAAGUUGCAAACACCAAUUCUUCAGUCUGAUAAUAAUUCCCCAACAGCGAGAGUCUUAGAGAUUUCUCUAAAGAAUAGCGGUGGAAUUGAUGUGAUCGAGACGAACCAAUGCAGAGGGAACACAGUGGGUAGCAAGGGCGGGGUGAAUCAAUUUUUACCAUCAGAGCAGUCCUGCAACGAGAGCGGGGUUGCAAUUGCAUCAUUGAACCCGAUGGUCGAUAUCCCGGACUUUGUGAAAGAUGAAUCUAGAAUCAUGCCGCCCGAUCCUGAUUUGGGUAGUAAUUCUAUAUGCCGUAAUUUGGGAAUAGAGAAGGACUUGGACAACCUCGACUCCAUGCUCGAAACGGUAAGCUGCAAUGUGGAGAAGGAAGUCGAAGUUUCUUCGAGUGCUGUCACCAGGGGAAAGCGGAAAAGGAUGGCCAGCACGGACCGAGGACCUGGUGGUAACGCUCUUCCUAAAAAAAGGAGCGCUAUCACCAGGUUAGAGAUGAUGAGCUGCUAUGUGUGCCUGACCGAUUGCAACAAGUACGCCGAUCUUAAGAAUAGCUUACUGAAAACAGGCUCUCGUCGAAGCUCCAGAAUAUCUAAUGCUGGAUCAGACAGAUCCGUCGAGCAAACACCUCAGCAGAAAUUAAAUACCGCCGGUCCGUUUUGCAUUGAAAGCGCAAUGGAGUGCGACGUCAGGACGGCCAAAUCAAACAGCCCAUUCUGUCUGCAACCUACCUCCAGUGCCGAGCCUACUGCUGCAACAGAAUGUCCAGACAAGUCGCCUGCCAGGCAUCGUCAGCCUAUCGAUGGUGAAAUCGACAUUGGCGAGAUGGAGCGGCAUUCCCAGUGCGACAACGAGGAGCUUUCGGUAAUCGAAAUUCAAAGAUCGACAAUGACCGAGGGUGGAAGUCGUCCGGCAUCAACACCUUUGAAACUAGCCGCCAACGUUGCUCGAAGAUACAACCCCACAUAUUUUAAUUCUUCUGGAAGAAGUUCGGUCGUUCUUGAAAAAUCGACUCAAGAACAACCGAGUAAACUCAGACCACGUUCCAAGUCUGUUAUCAACAUUGCAGAUUUAAGAGCGGACUGGGACGAACCUAGUCUUGAAGAGACUGACAGUACAAUCGAGCAAACGUCUGCACCUGUUAAAGAGAAACCAGACACAGGCCUGAACCAGGACGAGAUUCAAAUAGUCAGGGAAACUGGAAAUGAGCGGACGGAGAACGAAGUCCAAGAGGUUGAACUGCCUAGGAUACAGUACAGCGUUCACAAGGGACCAAUACUUGAGGUCAAGGUGUUCGGUGAUUCGAUUCUUGCCGCCAGCGAAGACGGGGUGAUAUACCGAUAUAGUCAGACCUGCAAUGGGAUUCUCAACACUUAUGAGGGCCACAGAGCGGCGGUGACGUGUAUGUAUGUUCUGGGUGUGGGUGGCAUGGAGAUUGUGAGGGAUUGGCUGUUCUCUGGUUCCUUGGAUGGGUCGCUUCGGUGUUUUGACAUAAAGACGAGCGUGCAGAUUCGAGGUGCCGCAGACGUUCGAAGCCCGAUCCAGUGCAUGGAUCAGGCGUGGGGAGUGAUUUACCUUGGCACCAAAUCGGGCUAUGUCUUUCGCUUCAAUAUAAAGUCUCAUACUUUUAAAAGUGAUGAAAUAAAGUUCUCUGAGGAGGCGGUACUCGCUUUAAAAGCAACGACAGAGGGUCCGCGUCGAGUCCUAAUUGCGGCAUCCAGAAGCCAGCCAAUAACGAUAAGAGAUGCACUGAGUGGUCUCUUCCUUAGAAUGAUAAGCGGUAACAGAAGUUAUACUGUUUACAGCCUUAUGAUGGAGAGUAAUUUGGUUUACUGCGGAACCAGCAGCACUGCAUUGCCAGUUUUUGACUUCAUCAACGGAUCACAAGUCGAGCUGUAUAACGCAGGACCUGGCAUUGUGUGCAUGAGGAUGUACAAACGAUUGCUUUUCGCUGGAUGUUACGAUGGCAAUAUUUACGUAUUCGACACUAAGGAGCGGAGACUCGUCUGCAGCAUACCUGGACCAGGAAACAUGCUGCUGAGUAUGGAUAUCGUGAAGAAUAAGAUUGUAGCGGGUAGCAAAGAUCGAAGAUUGCAUAUGUGGCAGAUGCCGGAUCAAGUGCAAGCAAUACUGGCGACAAGAACGUAACGUAAAGCUUACUAUUAAGUAUGUGAAUCUAGUCAAUGGAUGCAACUAAAAAGAGAAGCUAGUUGGUAAAAUAAAAUAUGAAUUGGUCAGACAAUGAAGCGCUGCUAACUACAUGACGAACAUAAAGGAUUAAAAAGAAAAAUAAAAAUAUUUGAUACACAGACAUGAUUAGGGAGAGUCAGCGAGCGUUGCCAUUCGCCAGGGAACGAGUACCAAGGAAUCGAGUACUCUAGACCAUAAGUAUGUAUAACAUCACGAUAAACCGUAUGCAAAUACUAUACUUACGUAUAAUACAAUAUACGUAUAUACGUGUUGUGUUAUAUGUCUAAAAUAAUGAAAAAUUAUAGUAAUUGAAAACGCGUUGAUUUAAUCGUGAAUUUCAGAUUUAUAAUGAGUGUAAUAAGUACACGAUGUCUACUGUACAAUGCUAAUUUAAGUGAAACUCCCUUCACGCGUGAAUAUGUAUAUGCGUACGUACAUAUGCAGCUACGGAUAUGUUAUGUACCGUGUUAUAGUCAUUUGGCGAUAGUGUAACAUACUUGUAUAUAUCUAUACAUAGAAUUAAAACAGUAAUAACAUUAUCUAAAUAAUACAUAUAUCAUAAAAUGUUAUAAUAAUGAUUAUUUGUAAAGAGUCGUUUUCAUUUAUAAUUAUAGUAUUACACAACCAGAUUCUCGGUACGGCGUUCUUUAUGAAUUUUUGACAAACGGAAGAUAUAAAAUAAAAAAAUUAAAAUUAGGUAUGUUAAGAGAAACAAAAAUCGACAAACUCACCUCGUGACAAUUAGACUGAUGACAUUCACGAGGAUGUCGACGAGUUUAACUCUACUAAGCUAACUAAAAAUGUUGAUAUAUGUAUGUAAUGCUAUUGUAAUUAAGUCUAGAUUAUUAUAGAAAUAAUACGAAAAUCGCAAGAUCGAAGGAACGGGUACGUAAACGUACGAGAGAAAAAAAAACGAAUCACAUGAAAAAUGCGAAAAUGUAUCAUUUUCGCGAAAGUCGUUGCAAUUUCAAUCAUUUUUAUCUGCUUAUCUGUUGCCAAUAAUUUUCUUAUUCCAUUAAGAAUGUUUUGUUUGCCUGGUCAGUUGAACAGGCAGUCGUUUUUUCUACAUGUUGAUUAUUGUAUAUUAUUAUUAUUAUUAUUAUUAUUACCACCAUUAUUAUUAUUAUCGUUGUUGUUGUUGUUGUUGUUAUUAUUGUUGGACGACAUUUUUUUCAUUCUCGGUAUCCACGAGUCAUCUUUACAAAAUACUUAAUCAAGAUUAUACAUACAAAUACCGUAGAUAGUUCAUUUGUUGCGACUAAAAAAUGUUAUAUUAAUAUAAUAAUUAUUGUAAUGAAAACUGAAUGUUUUAAUGGAUUUUUUUUCCAACGAGGAAAAAUUAAAAAAAUAAAAAAAAUCUCACAGAGCCAACCCUUUGGCUGCAGGAGAAUGAGUGAAAUAAAAAAAUAAAACAAUUGAGAAAAUAAAAAUACAGCGGACGUAUUUCGUGUUUCGUGCAAAUGAUGAAUUUUGAAACGCCUAGGUCAUCGUUUUUUUCUGCAAUCCGUGUACAGUAGUAAUAGAUUAGUAAUAGUACUUAUAGAAUUGUAUAAUGUAUAUUAAUGAAUAAUUACGUGAUAAGAAUGAAAAAAUCCAAAUUUCUUUGAUAAGAAAACAAAAAAAGAAAAAAAAACCUGGACUCAAUC